AUGGAGGAAAACCGUGGUAUCAACAGGUUGGUAACUCAGUUGGCAGUUGUUAAGACUGAUUUGUUUCAGUUGAGAGAGAUAUCUGUCUCUAUUGGCGGCGAAGCUGUGUACCGAAAGCUGUGUAGAGAAUCUGAUCCUGAAAAAAAAGAAAUGCUGUACGGAGAAUUGAGAAAGAUAACUGAUAUCGAAGAACAAAGAGAGCUGUUCGAAAAGUUGUAUUGUAUUUGUGAUACCAAUACAAGAAAGCGGUUUGAAAAAACGGUAUACAUCUCAUUUGAUAAUUCUAGAAAUUAUUGUUUCCUUCAGAUGCUGAAAAUAUCUGAUCCCGAGAAAAAAAGAGAAAUGUUCGAAAAGCUAUACAUUCAAUGUUCUCAGACCAAAAAUCUAUUCAUUUCGAAGUUUAAUUAA
Auanema sp. JU1783 is the source of this 408-nucleotide messenger RNA. NCBI's taxonomy places the organism in Eukaryota, Metazoa, Nematoda, Chromadorea, Rhabditida, Rhabditidae. The record is from the annotation of a GenBank genome assembly.